AUGGUUCUUGACACGAAUAGCGAAAUAGUGUGCAAAAUGGGAGGUUUUGAGGUGGAAAAAUUCCUUUUUUUCGAAAAAAACUUGCGUGAAAUGAAGUAAAAGAAAAAAAUUGACUAAAAAAAUAUUCUUUGAUUUUUUUGAAAAUCUCUCUUUGUAAACUACGUUCUUUUGAGCAGAUUUGAAAUAUUUAAAGAGCAUAGUUUAAAAAAAUUGAAAAUAGGUAAACUUAGGACAAUUUGAAUCUUGCAAGUGCGCUCUAGCGAACUGCAAAACUUUGAUUUUUGGUAAGACCUCAGAAAAAUUUUUUUAUUUAGUUGAUCGGUUCUCGGACGCCCCAUGAGUAUUUCUAGUGAUCCCUUUAGUGGCGUCAGCACUUGAGUGACCCCUAGAAAAGCUCAGAAACGUCCGAAAGACCGAGAUCAAAGACGCUGUUCACUGGAGCGCACUUGUUGGUUUUUUUUUAGCCAGGGAAAGCUUUUUUUUAGAAGAGUUUUUGCGCCUUUAAGGAACUUGUUCAGACAGAAAAUGUUGUGAAAAUUCAAGAAAUGGUAAACUUUUUAAGGGAGAUUUCAAGCCUAAAGACAUGAAUUUUUGUAAAAUUCCGAGAAAAUAAGAAAAAAAAACCACAGGCCUUUAACCGAGGCGGACUCGAACUGCUGACGAGUUUGGCGACAAUUUCCCUCAAUUCGCCAUUUUCUUCUCGGAUUGCCCUGAAUACGGCAAGAUUUCAGAGCAUGAAUCAUACAGUACUCUUGGAAUGAUUACUGUAGUCAUACUGUGGAAAUAUGACUAACUGAAUGGUCCUGCAUGCGAUUUAUUAACAUUGGUGUAUUUUUGGAAGGUUCUGGGUGAUUUUUUGAAUUUUUUCUUCAUUUCUCUGCACUCUCUUUUCUCUCGGGAACCUUCCCGUUUUUACACGCUAUUUUCUUGUUCUCACGGCCUCGCCGACGAAGGAAAAGAGAGCGCAGACAGGUCAGAGGAAGUGUAGGAAAAGCUCUUUUCAAGCGCGAAAAUCCAAGCGAAUUUCACCUUUUGCAUGAAUUUUCUCUUCAUUUUUAAAAAAUAGCAGAUGUUUUUGAACAUUUAUUUCAGGAGAAGAGAUACCAAGCUGAACGCCUCGAGCACGAGUACCGGAAUAAUCAACGACGGAACAACCACAAUCCGGAAAACCUCAAAGUCAUGGAGCACUGGGUACCGCCGGAGAACACCGUCAAGAUCAAGGUUUUCAUCUUGCGCAUGAGGAAUGGCUCGAAGCGUCGCGGUCGCGAUGCGGUUGGAUUCAAGCCUAUGAAGCUGAAUUUGCAACUUGAUCCAUUCUGCAAUUUCAAAUACUAAUUCAAUUUAAUUCAAUUCAAUUUAUUCAGUCUUCAGAGUAAGAUGAAGAAAAUCUCUGCUGGAUCAUGGUAUAAUCGAAGAGUUAGUCGUCGGCGCGGGUUACGGUCCACAAUCGUUGUCCAAUACGUCCCGGAGUGACAGCUAGCGUUGGGAAAUAAUGUGGGCCCGUUGGUAGUACCAGCGAAUAAACUGCUUCACCAUGUUGGAACAGUACGGCGCCCAGCUUGUCCAGGGCUGACGGGCGUCGAAAUAUUAUCCCAUGAGAGAUCGGCAAUGAGACCGACCAGUCGACGUGAUUAAAUGAGAUAAUAAUCAAAUAUUUCAAAUACCGACAGGCGUAAAUCGUUUCUGGUCGGGCGCGACUUUGAGCAUCCACUUCGCUUUUUUGAGUCUAUGACGCUGACUCGAAAGCUUGAUACAAGGCUUCUUGAUACCAUCGCGUGAACAGCUUUUCAUAAAAUCAACUCCUGCAAAUUCGAGAGACGCAGCCUCUAAAAUUUCAAAUACGGGCAGGCGCAACUCGUUUUGGGUCCGACGCGUCUUUAAAAAAUUUUUUUUUGAGCCAUUCUUCAUGCGAACAAGAAGCUAAAAUUUUCAGAAAGAAACUCAGAACAUUUUCAGUCCUCGCCAGUGAAUGCACAAAAAAUGAAGAUUCCCAAAGUUCGAGAGCCUAAGGACAGCAGCAGUAGCAGCAAGAAGAGCAGUGGUUCGUUUUUUUUAUAGUUUAAGGACAAUAUGCUUAAAAAAUCCAGGAUGAAAACCUAUGGGAAAAUAGCUUUCGGACUGGUAUUCCAAACCUUUUUCCUGAUUAUUUAAUUGAAAAGUUCAAAAAAAAAAAAAUAUACAACGGAAGUUUUUAGAAUUGCUCCUUGAUUUAGUGGUUUCCAAUUUGAGCUUCUAUGUCCUUCGAAAACUUUAAAAAUAUACUUUUAAUCGUUCCUGUACACUUUCCCCUAGAACUUCCGCAUUCUCCAAUGAGAAAAUUUCAAUAAAUCUCUCAUACUUUGCCACCCGUGCAAGCCAUUCAACCGCUUACGAAUUCGGGCCGAUUUCCGGCGACUUUUCAGUAUUUUUCCCCUACUUGCUUCAGAAUCGAAGCCGCCGCCUGGAAUGAAGCGACUUUUCUGGACCGUCUCCAGAACUAUUGGGAAAGUUUCGACGAUGCUCGGCGCGGCGUCCAACCGCGUCAGGUCGGCACACAACCGAUUCAGAGCCAACCGCGUUGUCCCUAUUCAUACCAAGUUUGUUGCUUUUCUUUUAUUUUUUGUACGUGACGAUGACGCUGUUUUUAAUCGGGCCGAUCCCUUAGAAGAAAGAAAAACCGUUCUCUGUAAAAUUGGAAGUCGCGCAGAGUCUUAGACAGUGCAUAGAAUGAGGAAAGUACGAGUCUGGUCUCUCCAAUUUUACCGUGCUCUCUGAACUGCUCUAUGACCUUUUUUCUUCUGAUCUCUAAUGGAACGGGUCUGCAAUGCCCCGUCGCGUGUAGAGCCGUGUAUGCAGAUGCCGAGUGCUUUUCUAGAGAUCACGGUAAACUUAGAGAGACCAGAUCGCGAUAUGGUGGCUUGCACCUUUACGUUCUUUAGUUUGAAUUUUUUUUAAUCUGUGAAAACUACACUUUUUGUACAACUUUUUUCCGCCUCAUAACAUUAUUUUCUCUUGUCAGAGUCCAAACUCGACAUCUGGAACUCGAACCGCUUUGUUGCUUAUCUUCUUGUCUUGUACGUGGCGGAUGUACGACUGUCGUCGUUUUUGAGGUAAAUCUUGUUUCUUUAAGAAAUAUUCCUCUAUAAUUUUGUGAAAAAUAAACGUUCAGCGCUUCAUUUGAUAAAAAGCGAUUAUUUUUUUCAAAAACCCUCAUAAGUAAUUUAUAGUGUUGUUCAAAGAAAAAUGAAAAAGGAUAAAAAAAUUAAAUCGAGGCGAGGAGCCGUAAAGUGUGCACUGGAGCGCACUUGUCUGGGAAAGUAUCGAUUGAGACAAAUUUUCAUCAUUUUCAAUUUUUAUUUUCGCUUUUGUUUUUUAAAUCCUUUCUCAGUGUUAUUGUUUUCAGUUAUGUUACGUUGUCGUCACAUUUCUAUGCAUCCUGGGCGGAAUGAUGCGCGGAGGAUUCACUUUUUGGGAACCGAUCCCGAAAACCUUCAACGAAUUGUUUGGACACGAUCUUUUCUAUUAUCCUAUACUCAUUUAUGAUUUGGUAUGUAUUUUUCUAGAUUUCUAAAAUUAUUUUAAGAUAAUUUUUCAGGCAGUCGUGAUAAUGGCUAUCGCCACAGCGAGAGGAUUGUUGAAUUUUGACAAGGUUCAUGUUUUUCUAUUUUGUUGAUAAAGUUGUGGAAAUUGAAGAUCAGAGAUUUUUUUUUGUAUUUUUUGCAUCGCUUGUUGAGUUAGCAGAAUUUUUUUGUGUAAUGAUGAUCCUGAAAAAUAAUGAAAAUUUCGAAGAUUACUAUUAAUUUUAUUUUUUUGAUACGAAGUGGUUUCAGCUGAAAACUCAUCCGAAAACUCGGUUCUAUCGAAUUUCGCUGCUUUAUUGAAUCAUUCUGAAGUGAAAAAAAUAUUUAAAACAUUAAGAAUAAAAGAUGUUUUGGUGGGAAAUUUAGCUUAAAGUCUGUUUAAUGUGAGGUUUUGAUGCAUUCUAUUAAAAAUCUCCCAUGUCUUAGUUUUCAGUGCAUUCAUCUACCUUGUGAGGUAUUUAACAAAUUUUUCAAAUAUUUUUUCUCAGUAUAGAUGUCAGGAAACAUCUCAAUCUUCACUUCAAGAGGAAUAAAAAAUUUUUUCAUCGAAAAAAGUCAAAAUGUCGAUUUUCAGGCAAUCCUCCGGGCCCACUACUACUUCUGCUUCGUCUCCUUGGCGGUGAACGUCGUCUUUUUGAUAUUUUCCGCUUGGGCGCUCGCCAGCCCGGGUCCCUGCAAGUUCACGCCGCUGAACGUCUUGCUCAUGUUCUGCUUCUUCGCCCAGAUUCCCUUGCAAAUUUGGGCCAUGUCCGUUGUUAAAAGUUGUCGCGACUUUUUUGCUCUUAUUCAUGUUUUCGUUGCACUAGCCGAGGCUUGA
Messenger RNA from Caenorhabditis auriculariae, 4377 nucleotides. Lineage: Eukaryota; Metazoa; Nematoda; Chromadorea; Rhabditida; Rhabditidae. The record is from the annotation of a GenBank genome assembly.